This is a messenger RNA of Acanthopagrus latus (yellowfin seabream), 2709 nucleotides long. RefSeq names its product sialic acid-binding Ig-like lectin 13. The transcript is spliced from 8 exons. Lineage: Eukaryota; Metazoa; Chordata; Actinopteri; Spariformes; Sparidae. The coding region runs from base 89 to 1456 and encodes 455 amino acids. The record is from RefSeq and is a predicted model, not a curated record.
UCUGAAGGAACUUCACUUCUCUGUUCAUCUUUCAUGGCGUGCUGUAAGAGCUGAAGAAAAGAGUUUCUGCCUCUCCUGACACACAGAGAUGGCUGCAGCUCUGACUGUCCUUCUCAUCGGCUGUCUGCUGCAAACUGCCCUGUGUGGACGGACUGAGGUCUUUAUACCACAGACUAUAAAAGUCCUGAGUGGAUCCUGUGUGACCAUCCCCUGCUCCUUUGAUGUAGAGGACCAGUAUAUCUCAAGUAUUGAUGGAACAUGUGGAGCAAUGUGGAAAUCUGAUAAACAGACUGAUGUGUUUGACAGCAGUAAUCCACAAUCAAGUGCAAUACAAGGAGAACUGAAAGGAGACUUGAAAAGAAGAGACUGCAGCACAACCCUGAACAACAUGAGACCUGAGCACAGCAAAGAAUAUUUAUUAAGAGUGCAAUGUGAUGUGUUCAAAUUUAAUUUUCAUGACCAGAAGUUGCACAUUUCAGUCACAGAUGAUCCACCCACACCGACUCUGACUCCGUCCACACUGAAGGUGGAGGAGGGAACCUCAGUGAGUUUGAAGUGCUCUGCUCCAGCUCCCUGUCUGUCUCAUCCUCCAGCUCUGACAUGGACCUCCAGCCUGGGUCACAUUCAGGACUCACUGCAGGAGAAUCUGGACAGAACUAAAGUCCAGACCUCUGUUCUGAACUUCACUGCUUCUCGCCUUCAUCACGGAAAGAUAAUCUCCUGUACUGCAGUCUACAACAAACAAGAUGGCAGCUCUCAGUCAGUUAGCAGCAGUUUGACAGCUGAUGUUUCAUUUGCUCCACAGAUCCUGUCCUCAUAUGGCUGCAUUCAAACUGCAGACCAGCUCAACUGUUCCUGUGAGACUGUGGGGAAUCCUCCUCCUGCUCUACAGUGGUAUUUGGAUGGGUUACCUGUCAAUCACUCUGACAGGUUUGCAAUCAGCAGUGAGCCUCUAAACAUCUCAGGUCUGAGGAGCAUCAUCACUGUGAGUCAACCACAACAGAGGGAUCUUUCCACUUUGCUCUGCCACAGCUCCAACUCCCUGGGAUCAGCUACUCAGAGAUUUUUUGUCUACAGCCUCGAGCCUCACGACUUCAUGAUGUUGCUAGUGUUCAUCACCAUAAUUGUGGCACUAUUUCUAGUAAUAUGUGGUCUGCUGUUGGUCAUCAGGGCUCAGAGGACUCACCAGGUCGUUCAUAAGAGCACAGGUGCUAUGAGCCAAGUUCUCACAAGUGGAGAGGCAGAUGAGGAACCCAAUGCAGAAGAAGAAGCCAUUUAUAGCAACGCCGACGAGGCGAGACAGGGAGAUGUCGCCGAUCUUGCAGCCAACCCCGAGCCAAACAGCGCCAACUUGCCCGGUGAGGAGGGCAGUGAUGUGAUUUACUCUACUGUGAAUUGGAAAACCAAGAGCAGGAAGAGGAAGGAAGAAGACUCUGAACAAGGGUCAGCCUGGUAACUCCUACCUUGAGGAGGAGAGGUGCGCAGUGGGAGCAAUGAGCAGAAAUUUUGUCAGUGAUGCACUUGAGAUGGGAAACCUAUACGAUGAAUUCCAGCUUGGACCGGAGAAUAAGGCAGUGGAAUGUGAAUAUGCCCAGGUUAAAUUUAAAUUUUUUGUUUUGUUUUUGUAGCUUGCUUUGAAAUGUAAAUUUAGAUUGAACAGAAUCAUGUUCCCUUUUUUUUUUAUGUAGUUUAUUUGGAUUUUUUAAAUUUUUACGGUUUUUUGGGUCACUUCAUAUUUUUGUGCAUAAUUAUUGUCAGGCUCGACAAAAAGAAAGGACUCAGAUGCAGAUUGGCGACGGUAAUGACCGGUUUUAUUUUCAGGUUUGUAUCUCUUCAGACAGAAUGAUAAAUAAAUUGGCUAUGAAAAACUUUGGGUCCAGAGGACAAGACAAGACAAUAAAGAACAUGAAAUGAACAAAAAAAACCCAUACUGAUCUCAAAAAACUAAUACUAUGAAAAUGUAAUAAACAAGAACUCACUCUCAGAGGAAAAAGCUCACAGGCUAUCAAAAUUAUGUACUCUAUGUUACAAAAAUUAUCAAAAGAAAAUGCUCCAAAGGAGGAAAAAGCAAGCACUAUCAAAUUAUCUGGCUGGAAACAAAAAGGUCUGACCAAAAAUUAUUAACACAAAAUCACUCAUCUUCAGAGGAAUACAAAGACAGAAAAUAAAACUUGACAAUACUUAACUUGGCAAGGAACAAGACUAUGAACAAGGCUGGAUAUAUUCAACAGGAUGAACGAAAUACUCUGGCAACACAGACAGGGAAAGACAAAGACUUUAUACACGUGAGGGAGGGGAGCACAGGUGGAAACAAUCAAGGAUUAGGGAUGAGGUCAGACCGGUGACACAAGAGGAAGGGCAACGACCUGAAACGAGAGGAGAGUUACCUUUCAAAAUAAAACAUGAAAUUCACAAGACAAAAAACCCAUGACAGGACAUCCCUCACUGUGGUGUGACAAUUAUAUCAUCACAUUAUAAUAGUGAUUAGCAUAUGUAAAUUGAGAGCUACCUUUCUGUUUUGCAUAAAUUUAGCAUGUUUUGUUUAUGUCAACAGACAACAGUAUAGAAAAUCUGUUUAGUUUUUUCAAAUGUUUUGUGUAUGUACAUAGUAUGCCUAUAAGCUACAGCAGAGGAUCCUAUUAUCACAAAGUGUGCUAGACAAUGGAAGGAGAAACAAACUCACAUAGUCUGUUUUAUUUGUAAGUUUUA